AUGAUACUACUUUACCUCACAGUUCUCCUGGCCUUUACGCUUAGAAUACAUGCUCAGGCCAACAUCACAAUCCAACCAUUAACGGAUGUCGACGUAAACCGCCAUAUAGGCUACUUCUCAGAUCCUUAUCAUGUUCCAUAUCAGAAUGAGACCCGCAUCUACAUCUCAGGCACUACCCACAAAUAUCUCGAAUGCGAUGGAGGAUUGACCCCCAAAUGUGCUACACUUAAGCACAACGAGGACAUCCAGUGGAAUGUUACGGAAGAGCUGCAGCAACAGCUAGACAAGGCCAAGGUUCAGGUGUGCGGCGUCGCUGGCAUUCAUCCUUUCCAGACUGUCUCAGGUCACAACAAAUCGUGGGACGCAGCAGUAACGCUUCACGUCCAGGAAAAUAACACGGUGUGCGAUGGUCUCAAGGGCUGGAGUGUCAUCGUCCACGCGAGCCCAGUGGACUUGACGACUGUUGAUACACCACCGCUUGCAUGGAUAGGGGAUAAGGUUCUUGUUGGAAACUUUACCGACAAAGCUGAUGCCAACUACGACGGAAAAUACUUUCGAACACCAGAAGGGAAGUUGUUCUUAAUUUACGAGAAGAACCUGCACAAGAAACCAAUGAAGCGUGACGGCGUGGUCGCCUGGCCCAUGAAGGAUUUUAUGACGCCAGCCGACCCCAACCUGGAUCCUACAGUCUUGAUCGCUCCCGACGAAGGAUUGAACUCGGAAAACUACCACAACCACAGCGACGAAAACUUCAAACUCAUUGAGAAUGGAAAUAUCAGGGCUAUCAAUGGAAAGUUUGUGAUGGCUUACUCAGUUGCAGCUUAUAAUCGCCCAACAUAUAAGAUUGCCAUAGCCUACUCUGACACGUUCCUGCCAGCCGAAGGGUACCGCAAAGUCAUGAAGGAAAACCCAGAUCAACUCUGGGGGUCCACCAAGGAGAAGGAAGUCUACUACCUCCUGCAGGCAGACGCGCAGCAUGACGGCUGGCACUACGUUGGCAAUCAAAUCCGUGCUCCCGGCGUGGCGACCGUCGCCAAAAUCGGCGCCGGCGAUAGCUGGGUGCUGACUUUUCAUGGGUAUCAAGUUGGUGACACCGGGGGCAAUGGCACAUUGGAUUAUGUGGGCAACCACCGGCGACCAUUCUUCAUCGACCUGGAUGUGAACGUGCCAACCGAUACUUCCGUCAAAGAUGCAAGCGACCAAGACUUGCAGGGUUGGAUCACCCCUAAGCACGGAUAG
Molecule: messenger RNA, 1239 nt
Organism: Diaporthe citri
Lineage: Eukaryota; Fungi; Ascomycota; Sordariomycetes; Diaporthales; Diaporthaceae
Exons: 1
Coding region: 1-1239 (412 amino acids)
Source: RefSeq, a predicted model, not a curated record